AUGCCUCUUGCUAAAGGCGUCGUCAACAUACUCGGUGUUGCAACUGAAGCAUAUGCUCACCACAAGCAGAAGAAAGAAGCGACAAGCCGAAGCCUGCAACCAUCAGAAGAUUGCUCAAGGUCUUCGACAUCAUCAUCAACAUUAUCGUCGUCGUCGUCGUCACCUGUCGGCUUUGUCGAGGAUGACGACGAUGAAUGGCUUCGGGAUGAAGCGCAAGAACAACUCAAAGAUGGUACCGAGACCGACACCCAGAUUAAGAUGGUGGUUCUACCUCCCAACGUCGAAGCUCAACAAUUCGCCAGCCCUUCACAGUCACCAGGACUGCCGUGUCCCGUCAUCUUGCCGCAAAGACGGCCAGAGAGCAAAUCCAAAGGCUUCGUUCGAGCGUACGCACCUGAUCUCGCUGGGUGCGGGAUCGACCAGGCGACCUGGCUCCAGUUCCUGGCCGACUUCGAACAGUCCGUCAAGGGCGAAGGCUACUUUCACGCCGUCAACCUAUCCAUCGCGGCCGGGGUGCUGACCUACACGGUCGCGGCAGCCACGGUCAAUCCGGCAGUACAUCUGGCCGCAUUCGCCGUGCACACCAGCAUCGAGGCGGGACGCCGGCUGCGCAAUACUCGGGAGAUCAACAAAUACCUCGAGAGCAUGAACGAAGAGCUAUUCAAACCGCGCGGCCUCUACGCUCUUCUCAUGACGUACAAGCCAACCUCGUCCGAGUCCGUGGUUGGCGUCGACAUGAAGCAAAGUGUCGCCUCGUCCAUCAUGUCGCGCAACUCGGGCCAGCGCACCAAGUUCCGCACCGCCAGCGGCAAGACCUACGGCGACGCCGAGCUGCCAGAGUGCGCGCCGCUGGUCUUCCCGGCCCUCGACGCCGCGAACCCGGAGCAGAAGCAGAAUGCGUUCAAGCGCGCCGGCGCCUUCAUGAGCGACUACCGAGACCGACGCGCGCGCGCUCAGUUCGAGCACAACAACCCCGAUUCACGCCUCAACAUCCUCCCGCAGGAGAAAUUCUCCAGCAUUUUCGCCGACCCCAACCACCCCAUCAACAAGGGCGGCUCGCUCAACGUCAUCACCGGAGGCUACCUGUACAAGGGGGCCAAGGCCCUGCGAGACGGCGGCGCCGGCAACGCCCUCCCCUUCAAGUUGGGUCGACAGGCCGGCAAGGAAGGCACGGGAGUCGGAGGGACCAGCGGCCAAUUCGUCAAGAGGAUCAUUGGCGAGAAUGUCUUGUACCUCAUGGUGGUCAAUAUGCCCACGGAAGAAGAAAUGAGACAAGCUGCCCGGUUGGAGGAAAGAGCCAGGGCCAUGUCGGCAGAGUGA
Molecule: messenger RNA, 1320 nt
Organism: Capronia epimyces CBS 606.96
Lineage: Eukaryota; Fungi; Ascomycota; Eurotiomycetes; Chaetothyriales; Herpotrichiellaceae
Exons: 2
Coding region: 1-1320 (439 amino acids)
Source: RefSeq, a predicted model, not a curated record